AUGACUCUCCUAAAAUGGGCCAGAAACGCGUUCAAAAGACCUCCAUUGACCCCAUUCAAGUUUACUAACUCCAACUUCAAAAUUAUUAGCGCGUCCGAGAUCCUCGAAGAAGAGCGCUUUGAAUUAUUCAGAAAGGGACACUAUUAUCCAGUAAACAUUGGCGAUGUCUAUAGCUCCAAGUAUCAGGUCAUUGUUAAAGGCCACCAAUAUGUGACAUUGAAAGCCUAUACACGCGACGAAGAUUAUCACGAAGAGUUCAAGAUCUACAGGCAACUGAGUCAGCGGAAAUCAUGGCAUCGUGGCUCCUGGCAUGUGAGAACAGCACUCGACACGUUCACCAUUUCUCGUUCAGGCGGCGACCACCAGUGUCUUGUCCAGAAACCGAUGUGGGAAAGCUUCAGCGAAUCAAAGUACAGAAACCCAACUCAUCGUUCUAUCGAAGAUCUCCUCAAGGCAGGUCUUAAGUAG
Molecule: messenger RNA, 468 nt
Organism: Aspergillus calidoustus
Lineage: Eukaryota; Fungi; Ascomycota; Eurotiomycetes; Eurotiales; Aspergillaceae
Source: the annotation of a GenBank genome assembly